Molecule: messenger RNA, 1305 nt
Organism: Ostreococcus lucimarinus CCE9901
Lineage: Eukaryota; Viridiplantae; Chlorophyta; Mamiellophyceae; Mamiellales; Bathycoccaceae
Exons: 2
Biological process (GO): seryl-tRNA aminoacylation
Cellular component (GO): cytosol
Molecular function (GO): tRNA binding; ATP binding; serine-tRNA ligase activity
Source: RefSeq, a predicted model, not a curated record
AUGUUGGACGUCAACAUGCUCAGGCCGGACAAGGGCGGCGACCCGGAGGCGGUGCGAGAGAGCGAACGGCGGAGGUUCGGACGCGUGGAGGACGUGGACGACGUCUUGGCGCUCGAUCUCGCGUGGCGCGAGGCGAGACACGCGCUGGAUGAAGUCGGAGGGGAAUUUAAUAAGGCGAAUAAGGAAGUGGCGAUGUUGAUGAAGGCUGGGAAGAAGGAUGAGGCGGCGCCGUUGAUGGCCAAGGUGAAGGAGAUUGACGAGAGGAAAAAGGCGGCGGCGGAGAAGGAAAAGGAGCUGGAGGAGAAGACGACGACGGCGUUGUUGAAGAUUGGGAACAUCGUGCACGACAGCGUGCCGGUAUCGAACGAUGAAGAAAAUAACGUCAUCGUGCGCACGUGGGGGGAGAAACGCAUGGAAGAAAAGCUUCCGAAUCACGUGGAUUUGAUUUCUAUGUUGGAUAUUGCCGACGUAGAGCAAGGGACCGAAGUCGCGGGCGGGCGAGGGUACUAUCUCAAGGGCGCAGGGGCGCUCUUGAAUCAGGCUGUGAUCAACUAUGCGCUCGCAUUCUUGGCGAGCAGAGGGCACACGCCGCUGGCGACGCCAUUCUUCAUGCGAAAGGACCGUAUGGCGGAGUGCGCGCAACUCGCAGAUUUUGAUGAGCAACUCUACAAAGUGACGGGUGAGGGCGACGACAAGUACCUGAUCGCCACGAGCGAGCAAACGUGCUGUUCGUACUUGCGUAAGCGUUGGUUGAAUACGAACCAAUUACCGAUUCGGUUCGCCGGAUACUCGACGUGCUUCCGUAAGGAGGUUGGUUCUCACGGUCGCGACACACUCGGUAUUUUCCGCGUUCAUCAAUUCGAAAAGGUUGAGCAGUUCGUCGCCGUCUCGGGCGAAGGCAACGCGAGUUGGGACGAAAUGGAACGUCUCAUAGGAAACUCGGAGGCGUUCUACCAGUCGUUGAACAUUCCGUACCAAGUCGUGAACAUUGUGAGCGGGGAGUUGAACGACGCCGCGGCGAAAAAGUAUGAUCUCGAAGCGUGGUUUCCGUCGUCUCGCACCUUCCGCGAGUUGGUUUCGUGCUCAAACUGCACCGAUUACCAAUCUCGGCGACUGGAAAUACGCGAAGGCGCACCAAAGAAGGGUCCGGAGAACAAGAAGGCGUACGUGCACUUGCUCAACUCGACGCUCACCGCGACUGAGCGCACUUUGUGCUGCUUGAUUGAAAACUGGCAAACCCCCGAAGGUCUCGUCGUGCCGCCGGCGUUGCGACCGUGGAUGAACGGCAUCGAGUUCAUCCCGUUC